AUGACUCCUACUUUGCCGCAUGCUUGCCCCGAAGCAUUAAUGAAUUCUUUGAAAUUUAAUGAAAGUUGCAAAAUAUCUUCCGGGUCUGAGUCUAAUAUUCAAGUUUCUCAGGAUGGCGGCACCCAUCACCUCAAUUCCUUUUCUUCUCUUACUUACUCAAGUUAUGGCACUAUAAUCGAAAAUAUUCGCGAGGAUAAAAAGCUUAUGUGUGAAGGUAUAUCUAAAGAAGUAAACGAAGAAUUUUUUCUUCCUGACUCGUAUAAAGUUGUAACGUACACGGGGGAAACCCGACUAAAAGAUAUAUCUACUUUAACGAUGAAUAAUUUGUCUGAACCCUAUUCAAUUUAUACUUAUCGUUAUUUUCUUCAUUCUUGGCCCCACCUAUGUUUUUUGUGCUUGGAAAAUACAACUUGUAUUGGAGUAAUCGUUGGCAAAAUGGAAGAACACUAUAACAAGUUGCGAGGAUACAUCGCAAUGUUGGUGGUAGAUAAUAUGCACAGAGGGCGACGCGUCGGUACCGCCUUAACCGUUGCUGCUAUUCGGGCUAUGCGUUUAGAGAAUUGUGAGGAGGCCAAAAAGAAGACUAAG
This is a messenger RNA of Zophobas morio, 588 nucleotides long. RefSeq lists its product as uncharacterized. Gene Ontology annotation, molecular function: protein-N-terminal amino-acid acetyltransferase activity. Lineage: Eukaryota; Metazoa; Arthropoda; Insecta; Coleoptera; Tenebrionidae. Gene Ontology annotation, cellular component: NatC complex. The annotation marks the transcript as partial. The transcript is spliced from 6 exons. Gene Ontology annotation, biological process: N-terminal peptidyl-methionine acetylation. The record is from RefSeq and is a predicted model, not a curated record.